Messenger RNA from Amblyraja radiata (thorny skate), 1846 nucleotides. RefSeq names its product G protein-coupled receptor 39 (gene gpr39). Gene Ontology annotation, cellular component: membrane. The coding region runs from base 348 to 1730 and encodes 460 amino acids. The record is from RefSeq and is a predicted model, not a curated record. NCBI's taxonomy places the organism in Eukaryota, Metazoa, Chordata, Chondrichthyes, Rajiformes, Rajidae. Gene Ontology annotation, molecular function: G protein-coupled receptor activity. The transcript has 2 exons. Gene Ontology annotation, biological process: G protein-coupled receptor signaling pathway.
CCAAUUAAUACGCAUGUGUUUAAUAUUUAACAGAAUCCCAUGUUCUGAAGUUCACAUUCAAAGAUUCAGAGAGAGAGAGAGAGAGAGAGAAAGGGUGCUUAUAUCUUGCAGCUUUCUGGCAAACAAACAAGGAUGAACAGAUCAACCACUUAAUCUUUGGACAAAGAAGAAUUAAUGAAGAUUUCCAGGAAGUUUAACUUUUUGGUGAUUGGAAGCAGAUUGUUCCUCAAAUUCGUGGAGACAAUUAUACUUUUCGUUGUGCUUUAUGUGUAACAGUUGAACUGGUUCUGGUUUCUCUUCCGCUUCUGCCUUUCGGGUGAAUAUUCUUCUAAACUUUUUUUUAAAGCAUGGGUGACCACAUUUUGUGUGAAUCCCAUUUCAACCACGAGCAUGUACCUGAAUUGGAAGUUAAAAUGUCAGUCAAGAUUUUUCUGACAAUAUUAUACAGUAUCAUUCUUGUGGCAGGAAUAAUUGGAAAUAGCUUAACCAUAAAGGUCGCACAGGUGCUGCAAAAUAAAGGUUAUCUUCAAAAGAGCGUUGCUGAUCACAUGAUCAGUCUCUCCUGCGCCGAUUUACUUGUUCUAAUACUGGGAAUGCCUGUGGAAUUAUACAGCGUGAUAUGGUAUCCAUUUUCUUCAUCCAGUGGAAACGCAGCCUGUAAGAUUUAUAACUUUGUGUUUGAAACAUGUAGUUAUGCCACAAUGCUGCAUGUUGCUACUUUGAGCUUUGAACGCUACAUUGCUAUUUGUCAUCCGUUCAAGUACAAGUCUGUAUCUGGCUCACGAACCGUGAAGCUGAUUUGCUUUGUCUGGCUGACUUCGUUUUUCAUAGCCUUGCCACUCCUUUUUGCAAUGGGCGUCGAGGAUCCAUUGGAGCCCUUUGAUAGAAAUGGCCACAACUCUCUUCGCAGUCACUGUGAAAACAGAAAGUCAAACCAAACCAUUUGCACCAACCUCAGCUCCAAACAGACGGUCUUUCAGGCAAGCAUUUUCAGCGCCUUCAUUCUGUAUGUGGUGAUUCUCGUCUCAGUUGCAUUUAUGUGUAGAAUGAUGAUGAACACUUUAAUUGGAAUGGAGUGCAAUGACAUGGAUCCUAAAGGUAAAGACCAAUCUAAACAAAGGAGAACAAAAGUAGAAUCAUCAAGAAAACAGAGCAUUAUGUUUUUGGUACUCAUUGUGGUUACCCUGGCUAUAUGUUGGACGCCAUUGCAAAUUCGGCGGAUCAUGGCGGCUUCUAAGGCAAAAUCAGAUUGGACAAUUCAAUAUUUCAGAGCUUUUAUAAUCUUAUUGCCUAUCUCAGAUACUUUCUUUUACCUUAGUUCAGUAUUAAACCCACUGCUGUAUAAUCUGUCCUCGAAGCAGUUCCGAAUGGUUUUCAUGCAAAUCCUGCGCUGUAAGCUUUCCCUGGUGCACCGCAACAUGAAGACAUUAAGCAGACACCACACCAUUCCCAAGGGCAGCACAGCUCAGUCAACAAAAUCACUGCUUCCUGCCUCACUUAAAAACGUCCACCUACACCAGAAAUCCAAUCUGGAUCUUCCAACUUCAAUGCUGCAGGACAUGGACUUUGAGCUUGAACCUACUUCGUGUCAAAACUAUGAGCCUAAAAGGCCAACUCACGUUUCAAGUUCCAAACUGAGGAAAAUUAACUCGGAGCAGCAAACACCAGAAAAUACCUCGGAGCUAUGUCUAAAAGAGCAACCAAAUGGACUCAAUGAAACUGAGAUAUGAAGCUUUUAUAAAACAUAAAUACUUCAAAUAAAACUCACAGAGAAGACUUUCAAAGUGCAGUCAGUGUUACUUUCAAUGAUACAGUACCAUGUAAAAAUUCAAUAAAGCAAAUUAAU